AUGAUAGCAUUCAUUCUCCUCUGCGGGGUCUUCACAGCAUAUUCGCGUCAUAUUUACAAGGAUGACUUCGCCCGAAAUAAAAUGAUGCCACUAAGUGCUGCAGCGUACUCAAGUGAUCCUAAACUUUGCGUUAAAACAAUUGAUCCGACUGCAGAAGAGGUUGAACAAGUGACUAGAAAAUGCGACGGCCAGAACACGUGUUCCGGCUAUGCUGCUGUACUUCCUAAAGAAAAAGCGAUCGUCAUAGGCUUUAGAUGGAAAGCUGAUGUGGGGUCUGUAGCAUCAUACUUUUGCAACGCAUUCAAUGAAGUUUGGGAAAAUGGACUGAAAGACAUUGUUUCAAAACUCAUAAAGGAAAAUAAAGAUAAAGACUACUAUAUUUGGAUUACCGGACAUUCGCUAGGAGGUGCAAUGGCGUCGUUAGCAGCUUCCUACAUUGUAGAACAUAAUAUGGCAAAGGGGGAUAAAAUAAAGCUGGUAACAUUUGGUCAACCAGAAACCGGUGAUACCAAAUUUGUGGAUCUUCUCAAGAAGCAGGUAGAAUAUUCUUACCGAGUUGUUCAUUAUCACGAUCCCGUUGUUGAAUUCCCUAUAUUACGUUACACCUAUCAGGAUACAGAGGUACUAAACAAGUACGGGAAAGUACCUACUACAAGCAGUAAUUUUCCACCCUCGUAUUUUUAA
Molecule: messenger RNA, 684 nt
Organism: Strongylus vulgaris
Lineage: Eukaryota; Metazoa; Nematoda; Chromadorea; Rhabditida; Strongylidae
Source: the annotation of a GenBank genome assembly